Messenger RNA from Emiliania huxleyi CCMP1516, 477 nucleotides. RefSeq lists its product as hypothetical. The annotation marks the transcript as partial. Lineage: Eukaryota; Haptophyta; Isochrysidales; Noelaerhabdaceae. The transcript has a single exon. Gene Ontology annotation, molecular function: O-methyltransferase activity; S-adenosylmethionine-dependent methyltransferase activity. The record is from RefSeq and is a predicted model, not a curated record.
GAGCCGGCCUGCUUUGAGGCGCUGCGAGACGAGACGCAGCAGCGCUGGCCGGGCGGUGCCCACAUGGUGAGCGGCGCGCAGCAGGGCCGGCUGCUGCACAUGCUGGUGCGCCUCUCCCGGGCGAGGCGCGUCCUCGAGGUCGGCUGCUUCAGCGGGUACGCGGCGCUGUGGAUGGGCCUCGCCCUGCCGGAGGGCGGCUCGCUGCUCAGCCUCGAGCGCGACGAGCGGGCGGCGGCAGUGGCGCGGAGGCACCUCGACGCGGCCGGCGUCGGCUCGCGCGUCGAAGUGCGGCUGGGCGACGCGCUCGAGGCGCUGCGGGCGCUGCCCGAGGGCGAGCCGCCCUUCGACCUCAUCUUUGUCGACGCCGACAAGAAGAGAACGUGGGAGUACUACGACCUGCUCGUCUCGCGGCGCCUGCUCGCGCCGGACGGGCUCCUCCUCGUCGACAACGUGUUGUGGAAGGGGCAGGUGCUCGAG